Molecule: messenger RNA, 870 nt
Organism: Suillus paluster
Lineage: Eukaryota; Fungi; Basidiomycota; Agaricomycetes; Boletales; Suillaceae
Exons: 2
Coding region: 1-870 (289 amino acids)
Source: RefSeq, a predicted model, not a curated record
AUGACCCCAAUUCCUACCGACUGGGCAUUGCACACCACAUGCAUUGCUGCUGACUUUGUUCACCGGCUCUUCACUUGCCAUGUUGGCGAUCGGCAACCAUCGGUGUUGCCUCCAUUGGCACUGGAUGUGCCGACCAUGCUCGCUUGUCAGCAGUUAGCCCAAGUGCUCACUGAUGCGUAUGCAAACCCGAUUCAGCUUGAUCUUGACAUGAUUCGGUACAAUGAAGCCCUCGACAAACGGUCCACAGGGAGGAACACAAAACAUGAAGAUGCUCUACUCCAAAAAUUUCCUUGUAGUUCCCAACAAUUGUUGGAGAAGCCCUCGGUGUUCAUGGAUUCCGGGGGACGUAUCAUCUUAUGGUACCUUCCGGACGCCAUUAGCCCAUGGAUUCAAGUAAGGCUAUGUAUUGUCACCUGUGGGUCAACCAUUUACACCAACCCCACAGGCCGAGAUGGAAGCAGCCACGGUCGGGAUGGGCUACCUCCUGAAAACAAGCAUCACCAGUGGACAAGAGUCCAACUGGAGAACAUUCUCUGGUCAUUUUCACAUGAGCAAUUGCCACCUGCUAACCCCAGGAUGCAUCAACAUAGCCCCUUGCUGGUUCCAGCAAGGCUGAGAGGUAUGACAUGCUUCUUCAUGCGCAAUGCCGACACUCACUCAGAAGUGUCAGCCUUAUGGUUUCCCCCACACCAGUGGUUUCACCCUGGAGGUGUCGGCUACGCUGAAGGGGGAAGGUGGUCCAAAGGUCAUAAUAUCAAUGCAGUGAUCAGCACUCCUGGCCUGGGCAGCUCUUCGGGUGAUGCACCCAGAGUUGUAUUGGGCUUUGGUCACCACACAGAUGAAACUCGCUUGAUGGGCUAUGGAAAAUGA